This is a messenger RNA of Dipodomys spectabilis (banner-tailed kangaroo rat), 975 nucleotides long. RefSeq names its product dual specificity phosphatase 15 (gene Dusp15). Bases 212 to 964 code for a protein of 250 amino acids. NCBI's taxonomy places the organism in Eukaryota, Metazoa, Chordata, Mammalia, Rodentia, Heteromyidae. Gene Ontology annotation, cellular component: cytosol. The transcript is spliced from 7 exons. The record is from RefSeq and is a predicted model, not a curated record. Gene Ontology annotation, molecular function: protein tyrosine/serine/threonine phosphatase activity. Gene Ontology annotation, biological process: protein dephosphorylation; regulation of cell population proliferation; positive regulation of JNK cascade.
GGCGGCGGCGGCUCCAUCGUUUUGCUCCGGGGUCCGGGGUCGACAGGCGGCGGCGGCGGCGGCCGCGUUGAGCUACGCAGAACCGCGGACCUCAGCCCCCCGAGGCCCCGCCAGGCCACAGGCGCCCGGCCUGGGCCAGCAGAGCAGCAGUGACCCCACCGUUUUCCGGGUGGCGAGCUGGGGGUGCGCCCGGCCCCCCGCCCCAGGGACCAUGGGAAAUGGCAUGACCAAGGUGCUUCCUGGACUCUACCUGGGAAACUUCAUUGGUGAGCAACACCCACUCUGUCCCAAGGCCGUGGCACUCUGCCUUGUCCAGGCUGAUGCCAAAGACUCAGAUCAGCUGAGCCGGAAUAAGAUCACACACAUACUCUCUAUCCACGAGUCACCCCAGCCUCUGCUGAAGGAUAUUACCUACCUUCGCAUCCCAGUGGCUGAUACUCCUGAGGUACUCAUAAAAAAGCACUUCAAAGAAUGUAUCAACUUCAUCCACUGUUGCCGCCUUGGUGGGGGGAACUGCCUUGUGCACUGUUUUGCAGGCAUCUCCCGCAGCACCACCAUUGUGACGGCUUACGUGAUGACGGUGACCGGGCUAGGCUGGCGGGAAGUGCUGGAAGCCAUCAAGGCCACCCGGCCCAUCGCCAACCCCAACCCAGGCUUUAGGCAGCAGCUUGAAGAGUUUGGCUGGGGGAGUUCACGGAAGCUCCGGCGGCAGCUGGAGGAGCGCUUCGGGGAGAACCCGUUCCACGACGAGGAGGACCUGCGCGCGCUGCUGCCGCUGUGCCGCCGCUGCCGCCAGGGCUCGGCCGUCCCGACCGCCACGCACCCGUCCACGUCGGACGGGACCCUGCAGCGCCUGGUGCCGCGCGCGCCCCGGGACGCGCACCGGCCGCUGCCGCUGCUGGCGCGCGUCAAGCAGACCUUCUCCUGCCUCCCGCGCUGUCUGUCCCGCAAGGGCGGCAAGUGAGGAGCGCCCCG